This is a messenger RNA of Aspergillus ochraceoroseus IBT 24754, 1776 nucleotides long. Its product is annotated as putative nucleotide-sugar transporter. Gene Ontology annotation, molecular function: pyrimidine nucleotide-sugar transmembrane transporter activity. The transcript has 4 exons. Gene Ontology annotation, biological process: pyrimidine nucleotide-sugar transmembrane transport. Gene Ontology annotation, cellular component: Golgi membrane; intracellular membrane-bounded organelle. NCBI's taxonomy places the organism in Eukaryota, Fungi, Ascomycota, Eurotiomycetes, Eurotiales, Aspergillaceae. The record is from RefSeq and is a predicted model, not a curated record. Bases 1 to 1308 code for a protein of 435 amino acids.
AUGGAGAAUAAGGCUAUUAUACCGUUCCUGGUCACAAUGAUGCUUGUGACAGGAGUGUGCAAUACCCUUCUUAAUAAAUAUCAGGACAUGCAAUGUGUAAGAAACUGUGAUUCUCCAAAUCCCAAAGACCAUCGCCACUUUGAACAACCAGUUAUCCAAACGAUUCAGAUGUUUAUCGGCGAGAUGGGCUGCUGGCUCGUCGUUCUCAUGUCCUACAUUUACAACCGUCAUAUUGCGUCGCGCCUACCCCAGAACCAGUCGCCCCUUUUGGCUGGUGGAUAUCGUCCUGUGAAUACCGCUGAUGGAGACGAGGAGGACCACACUGUCGAGGACUCCGAUUUCAACAAUGACCCUUCGAAGCCCCCUCGUCUCCCCGAUGGUCGUAUUCGGCUCCAAGGGCUCAGGACGUUCCUUCUUGCUGCUCCAUCCUGCUGUGAUAUUGCAGGCACUACUCUAAUGAAUGUUGGUCUCCUCUUUGUCGCAGCCAGCAUCUAUCAGAUGACACGUGGAGCUCUUGUUCUCUUUGUUGGGCUUUUCAGCGUUCUAUUUCUCCAUCGAAAGCUGUAUUUAUACCAGUGGCUCGCUCUUUUCGUCGUAGUUCUUGGAGUUGCACUAGUUGGCCUCGCAGGUGCUCUCUUUGAUAAUGGUAAGAAUCAUGAUAUUGAUCAAGAAAGCGUUGUUGCUACUAUCACUCUCGCAGCAAGGGAACUAAGGAACGCUGCUGAGACUCCUGAGGCCGUGAAGACUGUAUUCGGCGUUGUCCUCAUUGCCGCAGCUCAGAUUUUCACUGCUUCACAGUUUGUGCUUGAAGAAUGGAUUCUGGAAAACUACGCCAUGGAUCCCCUUCAGGUUGUUGGUUGGGAGGGCAUUUUUGGCUUCUCUGUGACUGUUAUUGGGUCGAUCAUUUUGUACCUGACCGUGGGGCAGACCGAGGCAGGUCGUUAUGGAUAUUUUGAUGCUAAGGAGGGGUGGCGCCAAGUCCUAACUCAUAGGGCCGUCGCUAUUUCAAGUAUGAUGAUUAUGAUUAGCAUUGGCGGCUUUAACUUUUUCGGACUCUCGGUUACCCGCUCUGUGUCUGCCACAUCUCGCAGCACAAUCGACACCUGCCGUACCCUCUUCAUCUGGCUUGUUUCCUUGGGCCUCGGAUGGGAGAGCUUCAAAUGGCUCCAGGUUGCUGGAUUUGCUCUCCUUGUAUAUGGAACCUUUUUGUUCAACGACAUCAUCCGUCCCCCACUCAAGGCCUGUCUACCUAGUGGGCUGAGGGAAAGAGAGGUUCUUUUGCCAGAGGAACCCAUCGAGCACAAUUAAACCCACCUUGUAUACCUCUAUCUCUCUCUCGACAUAUAUAUCUCUCUCUCCCCCGGAAGGAUUAAAUUUAUUUGCACUGUUUCCUUUCUUUUCCUUCUUUUAGUUGAAGUGAGAAUAAACGGACAAGUUUCUUUCCUUCUUUCUUUCAAUUUUUUUUUUUUUUUUCGGUUUGAAAUUUCCGGCUCAUGAUAACAUACCACACAUACUUACUGGAGUUUUUGGGAUAGGCAGCUUGCAUAUAUGCCUAUUUGCUCUCGGCGAUUGGAUUGUUUUGUUAUUUGCUUUGGAUUCGUUAUUUUAUCCGAUGGUCUGGUCAGAUGGCUAGAUGGCCAAAUGUGCCAAGUUCAAGAUAUGAUUAAAUUAAUGAUUUCUAUUGAGUGGUCUUGCGCUUGUCCAAGUUAUUGGUAUUUGUUUACUCGUACCUGUACCCUUUCCUCACAUUCAUCCUUAUAUAGUACUUGACUGAUC